Messenger RNA from Prorocentrum cordatum, 1343 nucleotides. Lineage: Eukaryota; Dinophyceae; Prorocentrales; Prorocentraceae. The record is from the annotation of a GenBank genome assembly.
AGGUCCCCGGCGGUAACGAAGGUUGGGCAGAGCUUACCUCCUGCUCAGCCUGGCCUCACCGCUGGGGCCCCCCUCGUCUCGAGCUGCAUUGUGCAGAAAGGAGUCUUUGGUUCCUCAUACUGUACACGGUGCUUCAGUGUCUGUUUUGCCUGAGUACCGUACACGUUCAUUGAUUGUCGGAGUGCGCAUUGACUGUUCAGAUUGUCGGAGUACCGUGCGCUUUCAUUGAGUGUCGAAGGCCUGUGCACAUUCUUUGUGGUAGCCUACGAGUACCGUACACACUCAUUCUUUGCUUGACUCAGAUUCCCGCACGCGUGCUGCAGAGUGUCUUUUGCCUGAGUACCGUACACACUCUUUGGAGGUCGAGUUUGACAUCUGUUCAACACUCUUGUGAGGACAUCUGUUCGACACGACGACAGAUUCUAAGCGUUCGCGUGAGGACAUCAAUUUCUUGGAACAGUGGGGGUUUCCAGAGGAGCUCAAGUAUUCGAACACCGUCACCUUCGCAGCGAUGUCUCAGCAACACCCAGCAGGUGCGCCCUGUUGUAAGAAGAGUAAGGCUGUGGGUGAGGAUGAGGAUAUGAUUCAGGCAAGCAGUGAGGAGGAGGAGCAGUUCGGCGAAUUUGAUGACGGCAAUCCUAUGAAGCAACAGUUUGCUAUGAUGAAGGCUAUUCUUGGCGACAUUCAAAAUAGGCUGGAGCAUAUCUCUGUGUUGUAUGGUAUGAGGCCUCCGAGUUGGGGCCACAAUAUGUUCAGGUGGAUCUAUCGAGAAGGAAACGAAAGAGCUGACAGGCUGACAUGGUUGGCCAGAACCAAAAAUAGUUACGUUACGUUCCAUACCUCACUUAUUGAACAUGCGAGUAAAACAAAACUAGACGGCCUCCGUGGAUUCUUCGACGGAGGUCGCUCUGUGGAGGGAUGUGCUGCAGGAUGGUGUAUAGAUUUGUGUGUACACGGGACGUGGCAGUUGGUGGCGGAGGAAGCUGUCUCGCUUGAUGCCUCUGCUUCUGUCAUGUUUUGUGAGAUGAUUGCAGCACAACGGCUCUGUAUGGCCGUGGAGCACAUUUUGGGUAGCAUCUUUCAUCCAAGCAGCUGACUCAUUUCAUCUUGCUUGGAGCUCUCCAACACCUUUACAUUUUCACAUGUUGUAUUGCAUCCUUUUCCUUGUUCCUGCAUCCUAUUCCGUUGCCUAUGCCUCAGUGGCUCGGCAGUGUGAUGAUAAGAGUUGCCCUCUCCAGCUACCCUGUGCUCCGUUUGGGAGUCUUAGGGCUCAGCUGUCACAGCUGUCCGCGCCCUGACUCAAACUCAAAAACCAGGUUGACGGUUUACCGCCGGCGCCCAGU